GCCAAUGUUCAUAAGGUUUCGCUCGCAUCUACGGAAGUGUUGGCUAUGUAUACCGCCCAACAACGUGACGCGCCAUACUCAAAGUGACGCGGCAACAAGAAACCUUGGAGACAUGUGCCAAAAGGAACACCCCUCUGAACUGAACAUAGGAAACAUGACCACCUGGGCACACAUAAGCGACUUUCAGGCUGCAGUUGACAUCCAAAUUCUCCCCUCUUCAGGGCGUCAGUGCCGACCGUCACUCGAAACAGCUCAUGACCAGCGAUAAUCAUAAAUGGCGUCGACCGAGAAACGCUGGUUGACUGCUCCGAAUUCGAGAUUAAGCAAAUCCGAUCUUUGUACAAUUCUUCGCAAGGAAGCGGCCUGGGAGACACUGCCUCUCGAAACGCGACAGAGGAUUUACGCUCUGCUUCCAGCGUCCUCCGACAACAUUACCACCCACGAUGCCAACCUCCAUCCUUUGAAAACGACCUACAAGCGCUUCAUCGAGGUUGCCCUUCGAAAGUGGCAAGAUGAUCUCGUGAACGGCCGGCAAUCAAAAAAAUGGCGAGAAGAAGCCAUGCAGGCCAGUCAAGAUCAUGCCGACGGAAAAUGGAAUGAUCUCAGCUCCGUACAGCGGCAACAAUAUUGGGCAGAUGGAUCAAAGGUCCCUUCCGUCAUAGGCGUUGAUAAUCCUGCUGAGACUCCAGACGACAAGAACUUCCGCCAACAGGACACGAUAAUGGACGAUGAUCAUACGGCCAUUGAGGCACGGGAGUGAGUUGGGGCGAGGCAUGCCAGUAGGGUGCUCAGGUGCAAGUUAUUACCUACCUAGGUAGGCAUUGCUGAAUUUAAGGGCUGAGCGGAGGAAAAGCUCCAAGCUGGCGGUACAAUGACGCGGGAAAGAGCCCUUGGAUGCUCGUUUUGAACCUUUGGAAUAUUUGUUCACGCCACGACGAUGCGCUUUCUGUAAUAAACCGAUAUGGCACCGCCAUCAAUACAACAUCGUCGCACGCACAAUCUACUGUUAAUCUCCAAAUUGCUCAACCAACGCGAUGCAGCAUCGCCUUUCACGUUGGUUCUCGAUAGCCUUGAGCAAUCGGCGAGGCCGCUAUUAGUC
Dissoconium aciculare CBS 342.82 is the source of this 1099-nucleotide messenger RNA. RefSeq lists its product as uncharacterized. Lineage: Eukaryota; Fungi; Ascomycota; Dothideomycetes; Mycosphaerellales; Dissoconiaceae. The transcript is spliced from 2 exons. The coding region runs from base 275 to 760 and encodes 161 amino acids. The record is from RefSeq and is a predicted model, not a curated record.